Molecule: messenger RNA, 7198 nt
Organism: Prinia subflava (tawny-flanked prinia)
Lineage: Eukaryota; Metazoa; Chordata; Aves; Passeriformes; Cisticolidae
Product: src substrate cortactin-like
Exons: 15
Coding region: 1828-3381 (517 amino acids)
Biological process (GO): regulation of actin filament polymerization
Cellular component (GO): cortical actin cytoskeleton; actin filament; site of polarized growth
Molecular function (GO): actin filament binding
Source: RefSeq, a predicted model, not a curated record
CUUUAUACAGUAUGAAUGCCUAGGUGAUGACCUUUUUUCCCUAUCUCACAUCUUGCUCAGCCUUUUUCAGCUGACAAAAUAAGGAAAUAGCACUUGAAUAGGCAAUGGCACAUGGCAGGGGUGUUUGGAACUAAUGAUUUUAAGGUCCCUUCCAACGCAAACCAUUUGCAUGCAUCGUGAAAGCAAUUCCAGUAAAACAAUAUCUUGGGUUUACUUUUCCACAUUUGCCUGAACACUGCACCCUGUUAAGAGUUGUGCAACCCCAGGACAGGUAUGGAAGUUGGCAACAGUGAGCUGGAACAUGCUGAUAGUUCAGAUGUCACUGUUGAACUGUCCCCUUCCAACUUUCUAUAGCCAAAACCAGGUACCCUUGUUCAUAGUCACUGUUACAGUUCUCCACCACCAUCAGAACAAAAGCCAGCACUGGGGUGUUGUAAGGCUGUAGAUAAUGUUUCUACUAACAGGACCAAGGAUUAUAAGCAAAGUAUGUUUCCUUAAAGCCCAUGCAUUAUGUUUCCUGAACUGAAGAAAGGCACAAUUCUGAUGCCUCAGAUAAAUUUAAAUGUUUUAUCCCUGCAGAUGGAACAGUUAUAGCUUAGAUUAAAUAUAGGAAUAAAACCUCAAAAGGAACUCCUGGUCUGCUAAGUGUAGUCUGACUGAACAGCUUUGUGGUUUGACCUGAUGAAAGAUGGGGCCUAUGAGCUGAUGUUUCCUGUCUCAAACAUUUCAACAUUUUGUUUCUUCUCCAGACCUGUCCUGCCUUGACUUUUGAUCUAUCUUCAGUAGAGCCUGAGAAGGAGGUCAGCCAAAGAAGCUGUGCUCUGUCAUCCCUGGGACACUCAUGUCAAUUCAGCACCACCACUGAGGCUGGGACAGGGUCUGGUUUUGUGCCAGGAGGAAGGCAACAUCGUGGGUAGGGAUGUUACUGCAUGGAGCUCUAAGGGGAACACUCCUGAUCCUCUCAGCUCCUGUUACAGGAGGAUCUGUUACAGGUGUGAGGAUCUGGGAAUGACAAAGCACAUGAUGAGGUGCAAGGAACCUGUGCAGGUGCCCUCACUUGAGGGCAGAAUAAGCCACCUCUCAUACUGAGCAUUAAGGCCAGUGCUGAGGAGAAGCAAGAGGGAUACAGUCACAGGUGAGUCACUCCUGAGCACAGUGAAAGCACCCAUGUGCUAGAGUCUUUUCAGGAGUGUUUGCUCUCUCCCAGGAGCCUGAGACAGGGAUGUCACCAGACAACUGACUUAAGUUCAGAGCAGCCUUUGGACUGUGCCCAUUCUGGGGUUUUUUUGGGGUUUUUUUUUGGUUUUUUUUAAUUCAUGUGGGUACUGGUGAUAUUGCAACAAGAAGUCCAAGUUUGAUCAAAGAAGUUUUUAGGGCCCUGGACAGAAUGGGAAAAAGUUCCAGAGCAUAGUUAGUAUUCUCCUUAAUCCUUCAAGCAAUGGGGAGAGAUAUUGAAAGUAAAAGGCAUGCCCAAGACCUAGCUUCAGGAUUUGUGCCUCCAGUUUGUUUUUUAUACCCAUGUAAGAGUCUUCUUUAAAACACAAAGUGUGCUGGGACCUGAUGGGAUCCCGUGUGCUGAUGGGAGAGCUCUGGGUCUGCACUGCAUGGGUGUCUCAGGGCAGAGGCAGCCUGCAGGGGAACUGCAGCACCGGGGCCAGCUCUGGGACUCGGGACUUGAGCAGAGCUGGGGGCUGGGACGCAGGAAGUGAAAAGAGCUGAAGUUAAAACAGGAACUCCGAGCAGACACAGGCCCAAAGCUCUCUUGGGCAGCAGGUCCCUGAGCAAAAAGCAGCAAGUUUGCCAGCAGGAACUGGUGAGCCUUUAAAGAUGUGGAAAGCAGCUGUGGGACACAACGUGUCAGUGAAAGUGGAGGCUCAGGGAGACGACUGGGACACGGACCCUGAUUUCGUGAACGACAUCUCCGAGCGGGAGCAGCGCUGGGGAGCCAAAACCAUCGAGGGCUCCGGCCGCGCCGGGCACAUCGACAUCCAUCAGCUGAGGAACAAGGUAUCAGAGGAACAUGAGGUCAUCAAGAAGAGGGAGCUGGAGACCGGCCCCAAGGCAUCCUAUGGCUAUGGGGGCAAAUUUGGAACAGAGCAAGACCGAAUGGAUAAGUGCGCAGUGGGACACGAGUACGUUGCAGAUGUUGGGAAGCACUCCUCCCAGACUGACGCAGCCCGGGGCUUUGGUGGCAAGUUUGGGGUCCAGCGGGACCGAGCAGACAAGUCAGCACUGGGCUUUGAAUACAAGGGUGAGGUGGAGAAACACUCGUCCCAGAAAGAUUACUCCAAGGGCUUUGGUGGCCGUUACGGAGUGGAAAGGGACAAGGUGGACAAAGCAGCUGUGGGAUUUGACUACAAGAGCCAGGCAGAGAAGCAUGACUCUCAGAAAGACUAUUCUGUGGGCUUUGGUGGGAAGUUUGGGGUCCAGAGGGAUCGUCAGGACAAGAACGCCUUUGGCUGGGACCAUCAGGAAGAAGUGCAGCCCCACGCAUCCCAAAGAGACUAUGCCAAAGGAUUUGGAGGUCGUUAUGGGGUCCAGAAAGAUAGAGUGGAUAAGAGUGCUGCUGGCUUUGAUGAGAUGGCAGCUCCCACCUCCUCCUAUGAGAAAACAAGACCCCUGGAGGCAGGAGCUUCCAGUGGCACCAGCAGCCUGCGGUCCCGGUUUGAGCACAUGGCCAGGUCGGCAGAGGAGGGGAGCAGCAGGCAGGCAGAGGAGGAGCGGGGCAGGCGGCAGGCCCGGGAGCACCGGGCGCCUCAGCAGCAGCAGGAAAUCCCUCCGAGAGAGAAGGAGCCCACUGGGGCAGCCCCUCCAGCCAUGCCAGCAAGGGUACCCGGGAGCACUGCUGGGGACCAGCCCGUGUCACCACGAGAGCAGGAAGCCAAAAGGGAGGAUGAGGAAGUACCACCCACUUUGCCACCAAGGCCAGCAGAUCUGGAUGCAGAGCUGUGCAAGGUCCCCAGCCAGGGCCAGCCCACCUACAGUACAAGUUUGGAUGUUGGUGGGGACUAUGAGGAGCUGCCCGAGCCCUCUGACUACUGUGACAUUACCAGUGGAGGUGCUGACUAUGAGGAGCUGCCAGCCCCGCUGGGAAAUGACUUUGGAGGAGAUGGAGGUGAAGACUACGAGGUGAUCCUUCCUCAGGAGCCCAGACAGAGCCAGCCCCACCCGGGGAUCGUGGAUGGUACUUACGGGGGGCAGAGCCCCGGGAUCUGUGCAGUGGCUCUCUACGAUUACCAAGGAGAUGGAGAUGAUGAGAUUUCUUUUGAUCCUGAUGACACAAUCACGCACAUUGAGAUGGUGGAUGAAGGCUGGUGGCGGGGACAGUGCCACGGCAGAGUCGGCCUCUUCCCAGCAAAUUAUGUGAAGCUUCUGCAAUGAAAUGUGCACAGUGCAAGCUGCUUCCUUCCAAACUUUUGCCUCUGUUGUGGUUUGACACUGGCCAAAUGCCAGAUACCCACUAAAGUCACUCACUCAUCCUCCCCUGCCACAGCUGGGCAGAGGAGAGAAAAAUUUAAUGAAGGCUUCAUGAGUUGAGAUAAGGACCGGGAGAAAAGACUCCAAGGGCAAACCAGGCUUGAUUUAGAGGUACAAAAUUAAUUUGUUACCAACAGAGUCAGAGGAGGAUAAUGAGAAAUAAAAUAAGCCCCUAAAACACCUUUUUUCCCUCCUAGCCCCUCCCUCCUCCCACCAACAGUGCAGGCAGACAGAGCAUGAGGGUUUUGCUCAGUUUAUCACUGAGAUUUUCUUCCUCUGCUCUGGGAGAGGAGCCCUGUCCCUGUGAGACCGUGGGGUCCCUCCCACGGGAGACAGUUCUCCGUGAACUUCUCCAGAGUGGGUCCACUCUCAUGAGCAGCAGUCCUCCCAAAACUGCCCUGCCGUGGGUCGCUCUUCCAGGGGGUGCAGCCCUCCAAGGACAGGCUGCUCCAGCCUGGGAGCAGGGCCCCUCUCUCCCCUGGCCCUUCCACAGGAUCCCAGCCUGCUCCAGGCACCCACCAGCUCCAGCGUGGGCACCUCCCCGGGGCUGUGGGGGGAUCUCUGCAUCCCCAUGGGCUGUGCAUGGAUCUCUUAAUCCCCGUGGGUCCGCUUGGACUGUGGGUGGAUCUCUGCAUCCCCAGGGGCUGCAGAGGAACCUCGGCUCCGGUGCCUGGAGCAGCUCCCGCCCCUUCUUCUCCACUGCCCUUGGUGUCUCCAUGUUGUUUCCCUCACAUGUUCUCUCCUCCCUUUUCUCUAGCUGGAAUUCAAAUUGCUCCUAUCUUUGUUUUGAUUCUCUUCUUAAAUCUGUUAUCACAGAGGCGUUCCCAUCAUCUCUAACUGGCCCAGCCCUGGCCAGCAGCGUAUCCAUCUUCAGAGCCAUCAAGGAUUGGCUCUGCCAGACGUGGUGGAAGCUUCCAGCAGCUUCUCACAGGAGCCACCUCUGUGGCCCCCUUGCUACCAAAAAUCAGGCUGUGCAAAACUAACACAUCCCACCUCUUGCCUCUGUGGAUCACGUAUUUCAGAAGAAAAUCAAAACAUAGUGAGCACAGUUUGUUUGUAGUCAGAGAAGAGGAGGUGGUGAGAACAUGUGAGGGAAGCACCAUGGAGACACCAAGGUGAGUGGAGAAGGAGGGGCAGGAGGUGCUCCAGGCACCAGGUACCAUCAUAGCAGGAACAAACCAGGGACAGCUGAGUAGAUUUCUCUGCAGGCCGGGGGGAGGACCAUGGUGUGAAGUGUUUUUUCACAGUCCUUAACUCAUGGAUCCUUCAUUUAAUUUUUUUUCCCUCCUCUGCCCAGCUGUGGCAGGGGAGGGUGAGUGAGUGACUUUUGUGGGUGCCUGAUGUUUGGCCAGAGUCAAGCCACAGCAGCCUGUCUCUGCUUCAGCCUUUCCCAUAUUAUCAGCUUUGGUUCAGCUUAGUAUAUCCAGCUCAGAGAAAUAUCAAGGAGCAAACUGGCUGUGCCAGAGGAAAUGUUUUGUCUUAUGCCCAAGAGGAUUUUGAUUCCCAUCCACUUCCAGGUGGGAAAGGUGGGAUGGUUUAAGAGCAUAUGAGUGCAAUAUGUCUUUUUUAUCUAGGCUGCCCCACCUGUCAGCCAGCAAGCCUGCAGGACUGUGUCCUGUUCCCAGUGGGGCAAAUCCCAGAGCAGAAAUGCCAAAUCUAGUCCAGGCAAGGCAGAAGGGAUGUGAGCUGUGGGACUUUUGUCAGUUGCUGUGGCCCUGGAUCUCAUCCUGGUCAGGGGUCAGGGAAAAGAGCUGGGAAAGCCAAAUUUGUGUUUAUUCCAAGGAAGGGUUUCCAUUUUUAGGAUGAGCCAUGUUUGCAGCAUGGACCAGAGAAACAGGAGCGUGGUCUGUGUGCCCCUUUUGGGCACAGGUGUGUCUGUCCCCGGGGGCUGUGGCCUCCCUCACCGCUUCUGCUCUGGCCUGGCUCCAGUUGUGUCCUGGUGAUUCUGUGACAGCUCAUGUCCCCUGUGCCUGCUGGAGGCUCCUGAAAAGGCCCCCUGACUCUUCACCACAGAUGUGGGGAAAAGGUGGGCAGGUGGGAAGCAGGGCAGGAGGAAACGUUUCAUUGCUAAUGUUUAAAACUGUUUUCAGAAAUGCAAAGCAAAGCCCUCCCUCAAGCCAGCACCUCUUAGGUGGAUGCUCAGCUGUGGGAAUUGUUCCUCUGUGGGAUGCAGGUACCAUCAUAGCAGGAAUAAACCAGGGACAGCUGAGUAGAACAGCACCUGAGGGGCUGUGGGGGCACACCCCAGUCACUGCCAGUAGUGUGUGCAGGGGGUCCCACUGUGGCACUGAGGCUUUAGAGUUCAGUGUGGUUCACAGGUGAGGUCUGGGCCACCCAGCAGUUGAACAAGCCCGUACUACCUUGGCAGGAGUGUGGCAUUCCUGCUCAGUGUUUGAUCCUGGGAAAGCUCAAAGGCUGUGUCUGUCUGUCACAGGAAAGAUGCAUUGGGGUUCAGGUUAAAAAUUACCAAUUUUAAUGUAACUUUUCCCAAGGUUUCUUGUUUGGGUUUCUGGUUGGUUGGCUUUGGGGGUUCUGUUUGGAGUGCUUUGGGUUUUUUGUUUCUCUGGGGUAACUUCCCCAGUCUUUUUCCUUGUGCAGUUUCUGCUGUGUUUCCAGCUGUCCCUUUCCAGGGGCUCUUCAGAAAGGGUUCAUUGGUCAGACUCUGGUGUGUCCAGUGACACCGGACUGAGGGUAUUUCAAGGACCUUUCUGAAUCCAGAAGGGCAAAUAGCAAGGAGGGCUGAGGGGCUCACAACCUGUCUGGAUAGGAGCAACAGCCCAAGCCAGCAGGUGGGUUACAGAAACAUUUCUUUCCCUGAAGAGUAAACUCAGCAUGUGUUGUGCACUAAGAAAUGGCAAACUGCUCCCAACAAGGCUGUGUGCCUCCUAGUCCCACUUCUGACUCUCCAGUGCGUUUCUUGGGGAACAGAUUAGAUAUUGUUGGGUAUCUCUUGGUAACUGAGCUACAGAUGAGCAUGUUUGGGUCCAGCUGGUGUAGGCUGUGUGACUGCAGGUGUGACCUGCCUGUGUCAUCUCCUUUGCCCCAGUGAGCCCCUGCUCCUGGCUCUGCUGCAGUGCUGGACACUGCUCUGCUUCAUGAACACACCUGCAGAUUUGGACACUGCCCCCACACCCACAGAAUCAUUUGAGCUUGGACCCAGGCUGGAAGAGGGGACUGAGGCAGCCGCACAUCCCCAGCCAGUCCUCAGCCACCAUCACCCAGAACCACACCACACACAACAGCUGCGCUGGGAAAUGUUGGGUUUUGGCCAAAAAGCAAAGCAUUUCUGGUGAGUUCAGUGCCACCAGCUCUCAGUGCUGAGACCUCCAUGUCUGACUGCAGCACUGAGACCACGGGUGGGCUGUGCAAGCCGCUGUGCUUAUGUACAAAGUGCUGCAGAGCCUCCCUGGCAGCCCUUUCCCAUGAGGAGACCCAGCAGACAUCAGAUUUAAAGCCAAGGCACAUGGGAACGGUGGAUGAUGGGACAGCCCCUCUUGCCCAGGCUGGGUUUUGCAGUCCAAGACACUGCCCUUGUUCUGCACAGGGCCUGACUCAAGACCUCGGGCAGCCCUGAGGUGGAGCAGGUGGCUAUGCUCAGGGCCAGCACGUCUGCCACCACAUGAAUUUGCUUUUUGCAGGGUUCCCUGGCAGUAGCACAUCUGCAGCAGGUCCUGUGCCAAGCUCAGCACAUGGCAUCUGGAAAAUAAAGACAGAAUCCUGA